AUGACCGAACUAACCUUAACCAUUUCAACAAAUGUUAAUAAUUUAUCUCGUUUACCGAGAAAUGGGAAGAGUAAAAAUCAUUCUCCUCUAACGGAAGAAAAUUUAAAACUUCAUACUGGGAUGAUGCCUUCGUCACGAGAAACCAAAACGCAUUUUGUAUUGGUAUACGUUGAUUUACAGAAAAAAUUAGUUGCUUUGGAGGCUCAAUUAAGAAAAGAAGCUCAAGAAGCCGAAAAAAGAUUUAGUGCAUCUUUACCAGAAAAUACACCACCUGUCAUACCUGAAGUAAUAAAUGUACCAUCAUUAUCAAAUUCUAGAUCAAUUCCUAAGGAUAAAGGACAUACUUCACCCUUUCCAACAAAUGAUAUUUAUUCGAUUGAACCUGAAGCAAUCCCUAAACUUUUGGACUCUGUAAUAGAUCAUAGAAGAAAAGAUUUAGCGUCUUUAAGAGCACAACCUUCAAUACCACCAUCACCUUCUCAGUCAACCGUAAGAUCAAGGAAUUCUUCUCAUCGAAAAGCACCUUUCAUUACCUAUUUAUCAAAACCAGUUCCUAACAGGACCAAUAGUGCGGACACAAUGCACACCCUUUCUGUUAAUCCAACGACUCCCUCAUCAUCUCUUAAUAAUAACGUUUAUAAUUAUAAUUCUUCCCCUUCUUUACCCCCUACUCCAAAUACGAUAACCCAUUUUAAUGUGGAAAAAAGGCAUGAACUUUCUUCAUUAAUAAAUAACUCUACACCGCCUUCUCCUGGUAUUGAAAAGUGCGAAAACGAUGCUUGUAAUGUACAUCGUGAUAGCGGAAUCUCUUUGGUAUCUCCCGUAAAGCCUGGUCACCAUUCACGUGAACACUCAAUUUCUUCAAUAUUACGGAAGAUGGGAAGUCGUCAUGCUUUUCAGAAAGAACAUCAUCAUCAAUUUGAUGGUCAUCGUAAGGAAAGGGGUUGGGCCCCAUUUUCACCCAAGGAUAAUGAUACGGAAUUAUUAGCAUUUCGUUAUCCAAGUAUACAUAAUACUGAUAUUUAUAUUCAUAGAGAUUCUAGUGGGAUGGAGGAACAAGAUAAUAGUAGCAGCAGCGGCGUUGCGCUCAUUUCAGAAUUAGAUGGUAGUACUGGGAAACAAAAAGAAAGAGAACGCUCAGUGACAUUUGAUUUGGAUGAUCAACAAGUGUUAACAUCAGAUGAAGAAACCGGAUUGGAUAAGAGGAAAGGAAAUAGAGGCUUAAAUUCAACAGUGAUUCCUCAUAUUGAUUUAUCAGAUUUGAGUAGUUUACCUAUGAUGGAUUUUAAAUAA
This is a messenger RNA of Funneliformis mosseae, 1293 nucleotides long. Lineage: Eukaryota; Fungi; Glomeromycota; Glomeromycetes; Glomerales; Glomeraceae. The record is from the annotation of a GenBank genome assembly.